CCCAAUCAGGAAAGAAUAUUAUCACAAUAUUACGCGAUCCGAAUUAUAUAUAUCACGAUUUAAAAGAUACCCAAUGAAAAUAAACGAAGUAUAAUAUUCUACUAUAUACGUAAAUACUUUACAGAACUGUCAAAUGUACAGAGGUUAUAAAUAAAUAAUCCAUCGGUGAUAUUCAACUGAUUAAUUUUUCAUUUAUAUUAUAAGACUUAACAAAAUUUCCUUGUGGUAUAUCAACGGAAUUAUGUAGUUACGAUGGUGGCAAAUACAGGAAGUGAUAUGACUGGAUCUAUUUAUCAUGAAAGACAAGUAAAAGAGCUUUGUGCUCUACAUGCAUUAAAUAAUUUAUUUCAAGAAAGGGGUUUUAAUAAGCAAGAAUUAGAUCAAAUUUGCUAUAGCUUAAGUCCUGCAAUGUGGAUUAAUCCUCACAAAUCUUUACUAGGACUUGGAAAUUACGACAUUAAUGUUAUUAUGGCUGCAUUACAACGAAGAGGUCGUGAAGCAGUUUGGUUUGAUAAACGCAAGGAUCCAAAGUGUCUUUGCCUUGACAAAAUUGAAGGUUUUAUAUUAAAUGUUCCAACAGAAUAUAAAUUGGGUUUUGUGUUACUCCCAUUGAAAAGGCGCCAUUGGAUUGCCUUGAAAAAAAUUCAUGGUGCCUUUUAUAAUUUAGAUUCAAAGUUAGAUACACCACAACUUAUAGGAAAAGAUAAUGAAUUACUUAUAUAUCUAAAGGACCAAAUAGACAGUAAGGAAAAGGAAUUAUUUCUUGUUGUCUCUAAAGAAAUAGAUAGUAAUCAAGGAUGGUUAAUGGAGCCAUAUGAAAUUAAAGAAGAUAAUAAUACUGAUCAUGAUUCAAUCAGGUAUAUUGAAGAUGGUUAUCCAUCAGAUAUAGAUUUAAAAAAAUCAGAAUCUAAAGAAAUGAAUGAAAAUGAAGAAUUAAUAUGUAAUAAAAAUACUAGAUAAUUUUUACUCAACAUUAAAAAAUGUGAUAUUAUUAUGGAAUAUAAUUUAUGAAGGAUGGAAUUAAGGCAAAUGAUCAAUGGAUUUUUCGAACUAUAAGGAGAAUUAUCAGAAGAAAAAAUAGUUAGAGUUAAUAAAUGUUUUGCACAGAACUCUACAAGGUAGUAGUUCUGACUCUAUUUACACAAAUAUCUUAACACACUGAAACUGUUGGACAUAUAAUUUGAAUUUCUAACUAAUAACACACUGAGUAUUAUUAAAGCUUGUACGUGAUGCACUUGAUAAAAGUUCAAAAGAACUAUUUGUGCUAAAAAUUUGUAAUUUAUGCUGCUCUUAAAUUAUGAUUAUAUACAAAAAGUACUAUAUUUUUCCAAAGAUGCAUUAGAGAAUUUUUGUUAUUGAUGAAAGAUUAUUUAUUUAUCAUUUGUUGUCGUAUAUGCUAAAAUAAAUAUUUGAUAUUUA
Messenger RNA from Vespula pensylvanica (western yellowjacket), 1419 nucleotides. RefSeq names its product josephin-2 (gene Josd). The transcript is spliced from 4 exons. Gene Ontology annotation, molecular function: cysteine-type deubiquitinase activity. The coding region runs from base 253 to 960 and encodes 235 amino acids. The record is from RefSeq and is a predicted model, not a curated record. Lineage: Eukaryota; Metazoa; Arthropoda; Insecta; Hymenoptera; Vespidae. Gene Ontology annotation, biological process: protein deubiquitination.